Molecule: messenger RNA, 473 nt
Organism: Cylas formicarius (sweet potato weevil)
Lineage: Eukaryota; Metazoa; Arthropoda; Insecta; Coleoptera; Brentidae
Product: larval cuticle protein A2B-like
Exons: 4
Cellular component (GO): extracellular matrix
Source: RefSeq, a predicted model, not a curated record
UCGCUAACAUCGAAGGUUUGCCGACAGUCACUCGCGGCUAACUAUUUGCAAGAAGAUUCGUUGUGUACGAACCAGUUCCACUUUUAAUUGCUAUGGUUUUUCGCAAACAUAUACAGAUUGCGGUGCUUAUAGUUGUCAUCGACAUUGUCACGACGGGUAGCUUCAUUAAAAAUAAGAACUCUUACCAGUUCGGUUAUGUUGUGGAAGCAGAAACUACCCUCAGUCAACAUAUGGAAGAAAGAGAAGGCGACUUCACCAGAGGCUCGUACAGUCUGUUACAGCCCGAUGGUCAAAUAAGGGUUGUUCGGUACCAGGUUAAUGGACGCCAGGGCUUUAAGGCUUUAGUGGAGUACAGACCGCUGAGAACUGGCACCGUGGUGAGCCAUUUGAGAUUUCCGAAAGAUUUCCGGUAUCCAGUCGUAUUCAUACAUCCGGUCAACGUUAUUGAUACAGAUUUUUUUAACCAUGUAAUU